Messenger RNA from [Torrubiella] hemipterigena, 2376 nucleotides. The record is from the annotation of a GenBank genome assembly. NCBI's taxonomy places the organism in Eukaryota, Fungi, Ascomycota, Sordariomycetes, Hypocreales, Clavicipitaceae.
AUGGAUCACGAGAACGCGAUGGCUCACGCCAAGGCGCGGAAGCGUCCCCAAUCUGGAGCUUCCACUGCGUCCAUGCACAACGCCCAGUCCUCUAUGGACGGAUCUGGCUUUGCUGAUGCCGCUGCUUUAUACAGCGGUCAAUGGGUGCACACUGAUCACGGCCACCCGAAGGACAUGCAAGGUCACCAGCUUUCGCCUGAAGAUAUGAUUCUCCAGGCUGCCACACAUAUGCAGGCUGCAACCCACGAUUUCGGCAUGGAUGCCAGCAUGAGCGCUCCCAUGGGCCACCAUAUGCAAUACCAACAGCACCACCACCUCUCGAGACACCCACUGCCUACCGACCAGUACGCUGGAAAUGCAAGCUUUACCGAGGGCGAUAGUCAGAUGAUGGACCGUGAUGACAACGAGGAGGGUGAUUCGCUGGCGAGUGCCAACGGCACUGCCAAGGCGCCUACAAGAUCCUCAGCCAACAACGAAUUAGAGAUGCGUCAGCUCUUCGGCGCCAAUAAGCACCGAAACUUGCAAGAGGUUGCUGGUGAGCUGCACGGCAAUGAACGCGGUCCUAACUCUGAGCGUACCCGCCAAGUUUUCGCUAUGCUUUGGAUCAACUCUGUCUGCUCUAAGGGAAAGGGCUCUGUUCCUCGUGGCCGAGUAUACGCGAACUAUGCUUCGCGUUGCGCCACAGAAAGAAUCACGGUUUUGAACCCUGCAAGCUUUGGUAAGCUUGUCCGUGUUCUAUUCCCCGGUCUGAAGACGCGUCGUCUCGGUGUCCGUGGUGAAUCCAAGUAUCACUAUGUCAACUUUUCGCUGGUUGAUGACCAGCCUGAUCUUGCUGAGCCUCCCGCUCCUAUGCGAACUCUCUCUGAACCGAAACCAGUCACCCAGGGCUCCACUGCCGUGUCAAGAGCGCGGGCCAGCCCCAAGUCUUCUUCCCAGCAGCAGACAGACUCCUUACAAAAAGAUACACCGGCCACAAAAUCCUCCGGCCGAUCUCACAGCUUGUACAAUCAACCCGACCUCGCUAGCAUUGAUAAUAUUCAGUCUACUUCCACCAAAACUCUUCUCGAGCUUGAGUUUCCUUCAAGAGCCGAUGAUGGUCUUGACCCUGAGAUCCUUGCUCUCCCACAGAUCGACGCGUUCCUCCCCCCCGGAACUGACGCCGAUGCUGCCAAGUCCCUCUCGGCUUUGUAUAGAUCACACUGCACAUCUCUUGUAGAGUGCAUCCGAUAUUGCCGAGAGAAGACAUUCUUUCACUUGUACACAUCUUUCCAAGGUACACUUACCAUGCCUGUUCAAAAGCUCUUUUGCAAUGCAGCACUCGCUCCUUGGAUUGAAGGAUGCGACCUGGUUCUAUACCAGCGCAUGAUGCGCAUUAUUUCUGGAUUGACGCUGCAAGUCGUUCCCAAGCCUGUUUUGGAUACUUUGAGAAACAUUUCUGAGAGACUUGUCACACACAUUCGUGACUCGUUCCAAGGUCAGCCCCAACAUGUUAUUGCUGCCAAGGAAGGCCCUGCCGCUAUCUUUGCCGCUCUGCUGGAUAGAGCGCUGAGAGUCAACUUGACUGCCCAUGCUGCUGCCAACAUGCUUUCCAACCCUGCCAACCGUGACCAGAUGUACGUGGACUGGAUCACUAUGAUUCGAACCCGCAAGAUUGCCGAAGUCGUUCCUACACGCGGCAUGGAUGAUGUUGUGGACCUCUUGAUCAAUGAGAUGCGCGAUUUGCUAGACCCUAGCACUGUGCCUUGGGAGGUUGAAUGCUUGACUAUUUAUGGUGAUGUGGCUAGCCGAAGCACCAAGCAGCCUGACGCCGAGACAAGCGGAACCUCCACUGGACAAAAUGUCCUCGACCGAUGGGUCAACUUCCUGCACGCUCUUCCCAGCAAGUUCCCCUACGCUACGCACUCUGACAUUGUGUGGUGCGUGGAGCGUAUUGGUACAGCUGUCAUGCGCGAUCUCACCCUUGCCCAAGGCAAGAGUUUCGGCUCCUGGUGGGUGACCAAGACAUGGGUUGAUGAGAUGACAUGCUUCCUCGCCGAGCAAGGUGGCUUCUUAAAGAAGACCAGCACUCAAGUAGUAGCUGCCCCAGCGGCAGCCAGCUCUGCUGCGAGUACUAGCACCAGUCAACAAAACUCGCGCUACAGUAGCGUGAGUGAAGAUACAGGCAUGGCGAAGACCUCUCAUGCACAGCCCGGACGCGCUCCCUUUCCUCCACCCCCCACAGUAGCUGGCAACCAGCAGCCUGCUACUGGUGCCGACCCUCACGACGACAGUGGGAUCGGAAUCCGCACACCAGAGGAGGAGUUUCCCAUGGAGAAAUACACCUUUGCGGGGGCUGAGACGCCUUCGCUGAUGACUGGUGGUGAAUUAACGGCGUAA